AUGAUAAACAAUAGAAAUGCCACAGUCCUUAACUAUACCUAUAUUCCCGAGGAUUAUAUUUUGUGGAUUGCAAAUGAACGAUUGUACGAAAUCAACAAGCCCACUGUGGUGAUUCUUAUACUGUUGAUACUCUUUGGAAUGUUCGGGAAUCUCCUCGUUAUCUACGUUUUUGGAUUUCGUUUGCAGAAAUCAACUGUGCACACAUACAUAAUAAGUUUGUCUGCAUUUGAUACUUUGACUUGCCUUUUAUUAAUUUUCGAGGUAUUUGAUAAACGUUUCCCCAUGUAUAGCGGGAACUUCCCAGAAAUCUGCAAAGUAGUCCGAUGCUUAGAAGUGUUUGCCAAUGGAUGUGCCAGUCUUAUUAUGGCAAGCAUUGCUUUCGAUCGCUUCUACAAAGUCUGGAAGCCGUUCAAGAGACUGUCUAUAAGAACAGUUAAAAAAAGCAUAUUGGGAAUAGUGAUAACAAUGGUGGUUCUCAGUUGGCCCAUGGCAAUCUUUCACGGACCAGAAACAGUUUCAACUAUUUAUACCACAAUAAGAGGAACAGACUGUGCUGACGACGACCGCUUUAAAGGAUCUGUGUAUACCGGAAUUUAUUUCCUUGGUCUAUUCGUCAUUAUUCUCUCUUGUUUAGUAGAAAUUGUUGUCAUGUAUCUUUUAGUGUUUAUAAAUAUUUUAAAAUGGAAACGUAAUGUAAUUGGUGAGAAUAUUCCAACAACCUCGAACAAUUCCAGGCAAUCUUCUUACUCUUCAAAACAAAUAAGCAGAUGUGUAAAGCAAAGUAAAAGAAAUAGGCAAUCAACAAAAAGGGAUUCUAUUUUCGAUAAUGACGAUUCGGUCAAAAGACACGAUUCCCUAAAUAAACCUGAUCACAAGAAAAGAAAUAUCUUCAAACUAAAAAAGGAAAAUGAUGUGUUUUCUGAUCUUACAAAAAGCAUAUCUGCCUUCACAAUAUGCAAUAGGGAUGAAUCUAACUUCAGCACCUCAAACGAACAUGAAGCAGAAAGGGGGUCUAAGAGAAAGACAGAAAUAAUGGAUACCCCUAUACAUACCCUCGCUGACCCGCAAAAUUCAAACGCAAUAGAAAAUAAAAUGCGGAACAGAGACAGUUUCUAUAAACCCAGAUACAUGGUUCGUCGACAGAGUGGGAGGGUCAAGGUUAAACUCGGUUCUACAACCGCCAUGUUUAGUUUGAUAGCAUUGAUUUUCACAAAGAGACAGAACUCAAUAUGUACCUUGACAACCAUGCCAGGAAGUGAAGCAGGCAUGAAAUCAUAA
This is a messenger RNA of Saccostrea echinata, 1278 nucleotides long. RefSeq names its product orexin receptor type 2-like. NCBI's taxonomy places the organism in Eukaryota, Metazoa, Mollusca, Bivalvia, Ostreida, Ostreidae. The record is from RefSeq and is a predicted model, not a curated record. Gene Ontology annotation, molecular function: G protein-coupled peptide receptor activity. The transcript is spliced from 2 exons. The coding region runs from base 1 to 1278 and encodes 425 amino acids. Gene Ontology annotation, cellular component: membrane. Gene Ontology annotation, biological process: neuropeptide signaling pathway.